CUUUUUCUCUGGACUUUACGUCUGCCUCUCGACACGUCGAUUUCUAUUUCUAUCGCUUGCUGCUCAUUCCGUUGCAUCCCUUGCGUCCACUCGCUUGGUCUCGUGCUGUCCCUCCGCCCGGUCAGCGCCCAUUCUUUGUCGGCGCAUUGUCUCCAUUCGUUUCUGGGCAUGUCUCGCAUCGGGCUCUGUCACAUGGGCCGUAUGUAGGCGGCAACUUGCCAUCGUCCGACUUCUUGUCCUCCCACUUUAUACUUUAGUUCCUUAUUUUAUUCCCCCCGUGGAUCUUUCCCCUGCAUUUCGUCCUUCCUCCAUCCCUCCAUCGGCCUAUCUCGGCCUCGUGCUAUCCGCGGGAUGCAGUACGUGCGAAGUAUCAGCGGCUCCGUCUCGAAGACCUGGAACUCGAUCAAUCCAGCCACUUUGAGCGGAGCCAUCGAUGUAAUCGUGAUCGAACAGGAAGAUGGAACCCUCGCCUGCUCGCCGUUCCAUGUUCGCUUCGGCAAGUUCUCCUUGCUCCGCCCGUAUGAAAAGAAGGUCGAGUUCAAAGUCAAUGGAGCCAAGCAAGACUACUCGAUGAAGCUGGGCGAAGGUGGGGAGGCAUUCUUCAUCUUCGAGACAACGGAUGAGAUCCCCGCCUCCUUGCAGACGUCACCGUUGGUGUCGCCGUCCGCCAGCCCCAAGAUGCGCAGCGAAGAGAAUCUUCCGACCUCUCUACAAGAACCCGAGUACCUGGAUCUCGAACGAUCGUCGACGAUGGGUGUCAACCAAGACUCGAAAGGGUCUUCGACACUGCCGAUAAUGUCAAGGGUCACGCGGGCGUCCAGCGAUCUAGGUACACUUACCCCGCUGUCGCGAUCGCCAGAUGAUUCCCAUCUGGGCAGGUCCCGACAUGGCUCAUUUGGCGAUGAACCGGAGAACCUGGAUGGUGUCGAUGCGGCCAAAAUUCUUCUAGGAAAAACCGAGAAUCCAGGCGGUCCAAGUGUCGUUGACCAAGUUUAUGGCGAGCGAGAAAGCAGUUCGACACCUCCCGCCGACGACUCGAGCGAGGGUCGGCGUUCUCGUAGCCCCCCACCGGUGUCGCCCGGAGAGGCUGUUUCGCGCGCCGAGUCUCUUUCCAAGAAAUUGACUGCCUCUAAUAUUCCAUCCCAUGUUACUGAUACGGGCGAUCUGAUGCUCGACAUGACUGGGUACAAAAGCAACGAGGAAGAUGCAUUGCGGGCGGAAGUUCUUGCACGAAAGAUCCUGGCCGAGGAACUGGAAGGAAAUUAUGACAUUGGCGCCUUGAUCGGAGCUGAUGAGCACGGCAAUCUGUGGAUCUACAGCAGCGGAGAGGCGAAAGACGCUGCCGAUCGGCGAGCCACGUUCAACUCGAUGAGACCGAGCUCUGCUAUGAGUGAAAAUGCCAUCUCGGACCCUGGGUAUCAUAGUGACAGCGACCGGUCUCUUCAGGGAACUCCGAUGGCUACGCGGCAUUAUCGCACUCAAUCCGAUGUUCAGCCGGGAUUCCCCACCCCUCCGCAGUCCCCUACCCCGGGAGAAACCACCCGCAACUAUGCCAAAACCUUGCGUCUGACAAGCGAUCAACUGAAGGCGCUAAACCUGAAGCCCGGCGCCAACGACAUGUCGUUCAGCGUUAACAAGGCGACCUGCACAGCUACAAUGUACUUGUGGAAUGGCAAUACCCCCAUCGUGAUCUCGGAUAUCGACGGGACCAUUACUAAAUCUGACGCGCUUGGUCAUGUGCUCAACAUGAUUGGCCGUGACUGGACACAUGCUGGAGUGGCCAAGCUGUACACGGACAUCGUGAACAACGGCUACAACAUCAUGUACCUGACCAGCCGGUCCGUCGGUCAGGCAGACACCACCAGGGCUUACAUAUACGGGGUAAACCAGGAUGGCUAUCGACUGCCGAAGGGUCCCACGAUCAUGAGUCCUGACCGCACGAUGGCGGCCCUCCGACGAGAGAUAUACCUGAGGAAACCGGAGGUGUUCAAAAUGGCCUGCCUGCGCGACAUUUUGGGCCUGUUCAACGGAAAGGAGAACCCAUUCUAUGCCGGGUUUGGUAAUCGCCUGACCGAUGCGCUCAGCUAUCGGUCGGUCAAUAUCCCGUCCAGUCGGAUCUUCACGAUCAACUCCAACGCCGAGGUGUCCCUGGACCUUCUCAGUCUGAACAAAUACAAGAGCAGCUACGUGUCUAUGGGCGAACUUCUGGACCACUUUUUCCCGCCUACCAGCUUGCUGGUCCAAGCCGGUGGUGAGGAGUACACGGACUUCACCUAUUGGCGGGACCCUCCACCAGAUCUUGAUGAUUUCUCUAGCACGGAUAGCGAGGAUGAAGACGAAGAUGACGACCAGCCAGAUGAUGAGGACGAGGAUGUUGAUGAUGACUAUGACGGCGAAUUGAGCGAUGACGAGGGCAGUGAUGUCGACGAAGAAACGGCGGAGGAGGAGCUCGGAGCCAGCUAUAUCUCGCAGGUUUCCAUUGACCCGUCUAGUCUCGCCGACGGACAAAGCAUCGAUGAAGGCGAAGACGAAGAGGAAGAGGAAACAGGGGAGCCUGGCGAGACGGUACAAUUUGCCGAAGCUCCACGCUCGCCACCAAAGAAGACGCGACAGUCUCCGGAGCCUGGAGACUCUUGAACGUGUUGCCGGUAUAGAUGAUUUGCUGCUGAUAUAAAUACCCACGAUUUCAAUGCUUUGCCUGGCGGAUGUCAUUUGCAUUCGCGACUUCAAGGGGUUCUCGUUUAUGCAUUCUCGGCGUUUAGAAUGGUUGCAUGCAUAGCUUGUUUGAUUUCCUUUCGGGGAUGAGUUGUACAGUCAAGACGUUGUCACAGCACAGUUGGGAUAGACUGGUAGACAUCGGCAUAUAUCAUUACACAAGAGCUAUUGGAUUGAUCUCAGUGAAUUGACU
This is a messenger RNA of Aspergillus steynii IBT 23096, 2908 nucleotides long. RefSeq names its product putative lipin Smp2. The record is from RefSeq and is a predicted model, not a curated record. Gene Ontology annotation, biological process: triglyceride biosynthetic process; fatty acid catabolic process. Gene Ontology annotation, cellular component: nucleus. NCBI's taxonomy places the organism in Eukaryota, Fungi, Ascomycota, Eurotiomycetes, Eurotiales, Aspergillaceae. The transcript has 5 exons. Bases 352 to 2637 code for a protein of 761 amino acids. Gene Ontology annotation, molecular function: phosphatidate phosphatase activity.